Phytophthora nicotianae INRA-310 is the source of this 1095-nucleotide messenger RNA. RefSeq lists its product as hypothetical. The record is from RefSeq and is a predicted model, not a curated record. The transcript has a single exon. Gene Ontology annotation, molecular function: methyltransferase activity. Gene Ontology annotation, biological process: RNA methylation. Bases 1 to 1047 code for a protein of 348 amino acids. NCBI's taxonomy places the organism in Eukaryota, Oomycota, Peronosporomycetes, Peronosporales, Peronosporaceae.
AUGAGUGCUAGCGCCGGCAUCAACACCGAAGACGAGGUCAAUGUGUUCGUCGAUCUGGAUCACAACCACACUAGAGGCAGUGACUUUGCAACACACAAUGGACGUAAGCUGCUGAUUGCGCGUGGGGUGACUAAGAUGGCCAGGACGGAGAUCUUCCGUGCUGUGCGAGGACUGGCAGUAACUCAGUUGGUGAGGGUUUGCCCCGAUGCACCACCCAUGAACGGCGUGAUGCGCGGACAGAUUUACGUGCAGAAUCUGCCGUGUUCAGUGGUGGCUCAUGUACUGGAUCCACAAGAGGGAGAUGUGAUUCUCGAUAUGUGUGCAGCUCCGGGAGGUAAAACUUCUCAUGUUGCCACGUUGAUGAGGAAUAAGGGAAUACUGGUGGCUUGUGACCGAUCGAAGCGGAAAGCGCUGGAGCUACGUACGCUUUGUGAGGAUCUGCAUCUCGACUGUGUGGAGCCACUAAAGAUGGACUCUACUCACGCAUUGCUGCCUAAAGACAAGGUGGACACGGCGCCGCAGAGCGGCGACUACACGAGUGUGGCGCAGGUUCUAGCUCGAGCGAAGCAGAGUACACCAAGCCAAGCUCGCCUUCUGCAAGUAGAAGGGUUCUAUCCCGAGACGUUCGAUCGCAUCCUGUUAGAUCCUCCUUGUUCUGCGCUUGGUUUGCGUCCGCGGUUGCUGCACGCUGGUGAUGCUGACAACCUGGCGGAGUACACGAACAUGCAGCGCAACUUCUUGUGGGUCGCGGCGUUCCUGCUUAAACCUGGUGGAACUCUCGUGUACUCGACAUGUACGAUCAACCCGAAGGAAAACGAGCAGAUGGUGCAUCAUGCGCUGCAGAACUACCCGCUGAAGCUCGUUUCGCAAGGCGAAGCUCACCUCGGCGAUCGUGGUCUGCCUGGUCAGGGUCUUACCGAUGAGGAAGCCUCUCUCGUACAGCGCUUUGACCCUGCGAAUACCGAUCUGGACACCAUGGGCUUCUUCUGCGCCAAAUUCAUCAAGACUGGACCCAUUCGACAGGAUCAGACCCCAGCAACGCCUUAAGCUGCUGGUAGAAUACUCAUAUACUCAUAGAUUUUUUCCUUUCCGUUG